AUGUCCAUCGCAGCAGACACCGUAGCCGCCGCGCCGGUCCCUACGGAUGGUCCGGGGGACACAACGACAUCUCAAAUCAGCGCCGACGCUCCCUCGGCGGCCGAGACGAAGAGCAAUGGCGUCGAUGCCGCUGAUACCGAUGGUGAUAAGUAUGCCAAACAGGCCGACGACGAUUCGUCGCAGCCCAAACAUGUCAUCGUCCCUAAGCCCGUCGAGGUCAACUCGGUCCCCGAGACGCCCGUAAACGCACAGACGCCCGCGGGAGGCACACCGCGGCUGGAGCUCCAGACGACGGCGACGGAGCAGGAUGACCCCGAUGGCAAGGAAGACAACCGCGACGAAAACGCUUUUCUAAAAGACGAUGACGACGACGAAGAGGGCAAGGAACAGCCCGCGACCACUGCUAAUACCGACGCUGACGCUGCUGUUGCUGCUGCCCCUGCCCCUGCCCCUGCCCCUGCGACCACCAACGGGAAGCGCAAGGCUGAAGACGAAGAGACAGAGGCCAAUGGAAACGGUCAGGAGACCAAGACUGAAAAGGAACAGAAGAAUGAGCGACCGGACAAGAAGAGCAAAGUGACGGACACAAUUUCCGAAAAGGUGUCCGGGGUUAAAGAAAAGGUCGAAUCCAAGAUUGGUGGUGGGAGAUCUAAAAAGGCCAAGGCGCCACCGGCGGUCGGUAGGACGGAGCGCAAGACUCGCAGUCAGGGACCCGUUGAGCAGACGGCGCAGUAG
Geosmithia morbida is the source of this 735-nucleotide messenger RNA. RefSeq lists its product as uncharacterized. Bases 1 to 735 code for a protein of 244 amino acids. The transcript is spliced from 2 exons. NCBI's taxonomy places the organism in Eukaryota, Fungi, Ascomycota, Sordariomycetes, Hypocreales, Bionectriaceae. The record is from RefSeq and is a predicted model, not a curated record.